Molecule: messenger RNA, 1572 nt
Organism: Aspergillus nomiae NRRL 13137
Lineage: Eukaryota; Fungi; Ascomycota; Eurotiomycetes; Eurotiales; Aspergillaceae
Exons: 1
Coding region: 1-1572 (523 amino acids)
Source: RefSeq, a predicted model, not a curated record
AUGCCGUCAAUAAGGCACACGCAGCCAUCUUCAGACCUGAUCACUCAUGCGUUGCGUGAGAGAAGGGCCUUUGCGUAUUACUGCCAUCAGGCGGGACCGGCGAUAGCGGGCGGCUUUGGCAACCAGUUCUGGAUGAGUGUCGUCCUCAAGGCCUGCCGAUCGGAGCCAGCGGUUUGGGACGGGAUUAUUACCAUCGGGUUGCUGUAUGAAAAUCUAGAUCCAUUUCUCGGACCUCCCAUGGUCGUCGAAGCCUGGCCAUCCGUUAACAUACCCAAGGAAGCCUUGGCCUGGUACUCGCGCUCGGUAGAAAACACUCGAUCCAGAAUCGCACAAAACAAGGCCAAUAUAGAUGUGGCGCUUAUCACAUGUGUACUAUAUAUCUGUGCUGAGAUGCUCCAGGGUGAUGUGGCAAAAGCCAUUCGACUAUAUGAGCAAGCUGUGCGGCUGAUUCUAACUUGGCGGCGACAGGCUUCCAUGACGUCACGAACCGUAUUCAUGGUAGAGGACAUAUUGCCGCUGCUUGUUCGUCUAGGUGCAGUUGUUCUGAUAAUCGCUGGAUGCUCACCAGAAGGGUUGCCUCAACUUCUAGCUAUAUCUAGCAACAACUCCAAGUUCUCAUCCCUGGAAGACGCCCAGACAGCGCUCCUGAAGCUGACCAUAGAGACCUUUGGCCUCAGGGAUGUGGCCCUCCGACAUCAGCGUCCUUCCAACGACCGCGUUGGGACCAUGUUUGAUUUGACCGUACAACAGCGGUCUUUGAUGUAUCGACUAGGAGAGUGGGACAGUGCUUUCGCCUAUCUCACAAGUGCGGAAGGACAGCCGUUUACUGACUUCCCAUAUCGUGGGGCAGUAGGAGUACUCCUGGCCUUUCGUGCUGUCACGUCUAUCACUAUUUGCACAUGCCUUUCGCAGGAGGAGAUAGUGUAUGACAAGCAUAUAGAUCAGUUUCGACUGAUUGUCGAGCAUGCAGCAGCUGCAAUACAUGCAUCUGCGGCUCAGAAUCACACGCAGCCGCAGUUUACGUUUGAACCAGAUAUCGGCCCGCCGUUGUUUUUCACGGCCGUGAGAUGCCGAGACACAGCACUGCGAUGGAAGGCGUUGACUCUACUUCGACAAGCACCAAAGGUUCAAAGCUUAUUCAAGAGUAUGUCGUGGGCGACACUUGCCGAAAUAAUCAUCCGGCUCGAAGAAAAUCAUUCACCGAGAGUAAGAGAAGGGCCGACAUCUAACCUUACAUGCACUGUGAUUGCAGGAAAGGAAAGUCGUAGUGACCGUUUGCCCAGGGAUGAAGAUGGAUAUCUGGAUAAUCCGCAGGGAACCGUAUCCAGCGCAAAUGAGUCGGUUGAGGCCGGCGGCCAUUUUUCGGAUGAAUUGUCGAUAAACGGAAGUCACUGCAUCCCGGAAGAGUAUCGUGUGCAUGAAUUCGGCGUGUCUCAAGCAAAUGGAACCGCACCUUUUGACUUAGCCUCGCGAACGCUCAGCCCCUUUGUCCUAAGAGUCACACGCAAUCAGCGUGAUCCAGUUACUGGAAACUUUGAGCUGGUAGAAUGCUUCCUGCCUAUGAGUUACUAG